AUGACAGAAGAAUUACUCCUUCUAGAGGAGUGUAAAUGUAUAAAGAUCAUCGGUCACUUGGAGGCGGUGCGUUGGCACCUUUGGCCCCGGGACUACCAGCCUAGCCCGGGGGUAUUGGCCAUUGACGAUUGGACCAACAACCAGCAUAUAUGGCUGCAUUAUGUGGAGAGCGCGGACGGUAUCUUACCUGAUGAUGAUAUAUUAAGGUCUACAGACACCCGUUACUGGUCAAUCCAUGAUGUCCAGCGCUACUUCGUUGGCGAGCUGCACUGCGAGAAAGUCCUCUUCACCUACCAGUACCCAAACAUAAGAAUGCCCACGCGCUUCGGAAGUUAUUUGUGGAAAGCCAAUACUGCUCUGAAACUGCCACCAGCUCUCUAUAUGCGGGAACUGCAUAGGUCUUUGGAAACUACGCUUAAAAAAUUAGAAGCCGAACAAGUACAAAUAGACAAACUCAUUUUGUGCGAUCAGCUGAUCAAAAUAGAUCGCCUAGAUUGCUUCAAGAGGCAAACGUUUUUCAGACUUGUUGGGAAUAUUAUCAGUUUCCAAGACGAUCUUGAGCUAGUUUCCCUGGAGAACCUCUGCUGCAGCAGGCUGGAGGGCGUGCGUUUGAUCCAGCAGCUCGCCUGCUUCACCUCCCACUCCCUGAAGUACCUGUUCCUCUGGCGGUUCGUGCUGCCCAAUGAGAACCCGCUGUUGAUCAACUAUAGCUAUAUCACGGGUAGCGGCAAGCACAUCCCGCGGCCGGACACACGCCGCUGCUUCCUGCGCAGCCUGGCCGAGCUGCGCAACCUGCGGCUGCUCGCGCUGGAGUACGCGCACGUCGCGGACGGGACGGGCUACGCGCUGAUGGCGCUGCUGCCCGUCUUGCGGCGCCCGCACUUUAGAUUACAGUUAAUAUGCCGCGAGGACCAGAUCCCGGGUCGAGCGGACACGGCGCGCGGCGCGGGCGGGCUCGGCGUGCCAGACACUGUGUGGCGCCGGGUCAGCAUCGCCUGCCCUGACUUGUAUCUGCUUAUGGCUUUUUUCCGUAUCCGCGAGUACGACAACGUGCGUCGUUUCUUGUCGCCGAGCGCGCCGCUCCGCGAAGCGCACCUGCAGCGCGGGCUCGAGCUGCGCCGCGCGGGGCCCGCUAGCGACCUCAGUUGCUUUGUGCGGCACGUUGCGUAUAGAUAUGGUGAUACUUUAGUAACGCUAAGCAUCCACGAAUGGCGCGGCGCGUUGUUCCCGCUGCGCCGCAUCGUGGAGCUGCUGCCGGCGUUGGUGCGGCUGCUGUACACCGGCCUGGUGGAGGAGAGGGAUCUAGACGAUACCCUGGCUGUGGUGGCUUGUGGAGUGGCUAGGAAACUGAAGCAGCUCCACAUACAAGUGCAAGACGAAGAGAACACACGCGCCGGCUGGGCGGACGCUCUGCGUUCUCUGCGCGACAAGUACAAGGAUAUCAUGGCCUUGUUCGAUAUCAAACUUUGCUUGCAAAUUUAUAAAAACUAAUGCAUUCUCAGAGCCAUGUCGUCGA
Molecule: messenger RNA, 1516 nt
Organism: Colias croceus (clouded yellow)
Lineage: Eukaryota; Metazoa; Arthropoda; Insecta; Lepidoptera; Pieridae
Exons: 10
Coding region: 1-1491 (496 amino acids)
Source: RefSeq, a predicted model, not a curated record